GUGGUGGAGGCGUUGCUGGUUCUGCGGGAGAAGCACAAGGCGCACCAUAACGGCCGCCGCCUCCCGCAUUGGAGGUUUUUCCUUCGGGGCGCGCCAUGGCCGGGUAGCGGGGAGGAGAAGCCGGUGGGGCGGCCAGGAUGCUGCGAUCGCCGGCUCUGGCCAUGCGCUGGGCCAUCCUCUGGCCCCUGCUCCUCGGUCCCGGGUGGACGGCGCGGGGGAAGGAGCCCCCGAGCCCCCAGGAGGUGGUGAUCAAGGUCCAGGUUUAUGAGAAUGGCGACUUGUCCCCACUCCCUCAAGCAGCUGUGGAAGUAUAUGGCAACCAGACAUCCUUGGCUUCAGGCACCACUGACCAUGAGGGUGUUAGCAUGCUACCCAUCAGCUAUCGCCUGGGCACCUGGGUCCUUGUAACGGCCUCCAAGCGUGGCUUUGUUACAAACUCUGUUCCUUGGCGUGUCAACAAAUUACCACUCUACGCUUCUGUCAGCCUCUAUCUGCUCCCAGAACGUCCCGCAACACUUAUCCUCUAUGAUGACCUGGUGCAGAUCCUUCUUGGUUCUCCAGGAGCUAAGAGCCAACCAUGGGCACAGUUCCAGCGCAAAUCUGCCCGCCUGCCUCGCAGCUCCACGUAUAGUCAGCUGUCAGCCUCUCUGACCGCCGCCAGCAGUGGGCCAGACAUGAGGGGAUUCCCAUCCUUCAUCGGGGCUGAAAGUAAUGGCAAUGGCAAUAACACCUGGUUGGAGCUGGUGCCCAUCGUUGCAGUCAGUGUUCACCUUUUCACUGGCAAUGGGACCGAGAUCCAGCUCUCAGACUCCGUCCAUCUCUCUAUCCCACUACCUCCAGACACAGCUGCUGCAACCACUACCAGUGUGCCAGCCUGGCGCUUUGACCUCAAGAGCGGUCUGUGGAUCCGGAACGGGACUGGCCUCAUCCGCAAGGACGGGAACCAGCUUUACUGGACAUUUGUCUCUCCGCAGCUGGGUUAUUGGGCAGCUGCCAUGCUGUCUCCAACAAAUGGGCUUGGAAGUGCAACAAUGGGUAUUAAAGACAUUGCCACCUACCACACCAUCUUCCUGCUUACUAUCCUGGGUGCCCUGGCAUUGCUGGUCCUCAUUCUGCUUUGCUUGCUUAUCUACUAUUGCAGGAGGCUGUGUCUGAAGCCACGUCAGCAACACAGAAAACUUCAGCUCUCUGGGGCACUGGAUGCCUCUAAGAAAGACCAGGCUACAUCUAUGUCCCAGAUCAACCUCAUUUGCACGAGCCACAUGGAAACGGCUUCAUCCAAUGGUGACACAGAUGUACACACUCCCAUUCUAAAAUCAGCCUUUUCUUCAUCCCGGGAAUUUGAGAGCUCUCGUGAGGAAUUCUUUAAGCAAGUAUCAAACCAGAAGGGGCGUCAUACUAGCAAGGCUUCCACAGUAGACACACUGAGCCAGCGCGGGGGCCCAAAGGAAGAUUAUCCUCGAGGGAUGGAGGGCUACUCACUUAAGGCAGCUCGUUCCAUGGAUGUCCCUGGCACACUCGAGCCCCCUCUUCUGGAGGAUUACAAGCGCGCCUAUUCACAUCAACGUGCUGAGGACAAGAACAACGAAACACAACGUAAGCAGGGGCGUAACGACAGCAAGGGUUACAUGCAGGAGCCCCCAUCACCCCCACCUCUCCCACCUCCCUUUGACCACUAUGUGGGUCACAAAGGGGAUCCCAAGCCCCCUGAAUUUAUGAUGUCACAGUCAGUAGACCACCUUGCCCGUCCCACUUCACUGAGCCAACCUGGGCAACUCAUCUUCUGCGGUUCUAUUGACCACAUGAAGGAUAACAUGUACCGAAAUGUCAUGCCAACCCUUGUCAUUCCGGCCCACUACAUGCGUCUGGCACCAUCUGAUCAGCCUCCGGGGAGCUCUGAAAACCAGUCCGAUAUGGACUCAGUUGGGAUGGGACUCCCUCACCAGUUUGGACCCCAGGACCAGCGCCAGCAGCAGCUCCUCCAACAGCAGCUGCAACAUCCACAGUUCCAGCUUCAGCAACACCAAGUGGAAGAUGGUGAUGGGAAGGGUUGGGGCCCCCACACCCAGUCUGUCAGUGGCUCAGUCACCAUCCCAGUGCUGUUGAACGAGUCGACCAUGGCCCAGUUGAAUGGAGAGCUGCAGGCGCUGACCGAGAAGAAGCUGCUAGAGCUUGGAGUGAAGCAGCACCCACGGGCCUGGUUUGUGUCAUUGGAUGGGCGCUCCUCCCAAGUCCGUCAUUCUUAUAUUGAUCUCCAGGGUAAUGAGAGGAGCCGGAGCAAUGAUGCCAGCCUGGACUCAGGCGUGGAUGUCAAUGAAGCCAAGCCACCUAAGCGCUUGAAAGAGGAGCGCUUAGCCCCUUCUAUGGGCCCCACUUACUCCAAGCUUGUCUUUGCCGAUGCCGACACGGAGCCAAGCAGCAGCGAGAGCCGCACUGCCAUUUGCUCACCAGAGGACAACUCACUGACACCCCUCUUGGAUGAGAACACAGACCACCGUGCUGCUACUAUUCCGCGGCGUGGGCGCAGCCGUGGCAACAGCUCACGCAGCAGUAACAGCAACAGCGAACUGCGCCGUGACUCCAUGACCAGCCCAGAGGAUGACAGCAACGACCCAUCUGAAGGGACUGAUGACCAGGGAGACAAGAAGAGCCCCUGGCAGAAACGUGAGGAGCGGCCCCUCAUGGUUUUUAACGUGAAGUAGCUCACUGGAGAAUGGGCUCCAUCCUCAUGGCGCAGUGGGAUGGUGUGGGGUGGGUCACCAGGACCAUGGAGAGCAUUGUUCUGUGCAAGUCUGGUGCAGUUUCCUCUUCUCUCCAUCUAGACGAGUGCUUGGCAGAACAGAAACCCAAGAGGUCUGACAACAAAACUAAAUGGGACAGAGCAAGCAACAGAAGGCAGCCAAGUUAUGCUUCAUUCUUUUCCCAGCACGCCCUAUGGUCACUUCAGAUGCCUGCUUUGCCCUGGGAAUGUUAAAGUGUCACAAGAAGGUCCUUUUCCACCAACACCAACCACUGUGAAUCAAGCAGCGUGGAACUCCAGGAACUGCAGCGGCUGUAAUAGUGGCAAUAGACGUUUCACUACUCUGAUUUUCUGUCAGUUUGUAGAAGGAAGACAGGCCUAGUACUGAGUGGUUCCAGUUCUGUUCCAAGAACCCUUAGCACUCCACCCAGCUUGGCAUUGCCAGAACUCGCAUUGGCCCCUUGCCCCGACACAUUGGGAGUAGAGGUGAAAUGGAAGGCAUUUAGUGGAAUCCUUUAGCCCCACCUCGCACUUGUGAGUGGGGAGGACAGCAUUGUACAGUUCCUUUUUAAAAUUCAGUCCUGUGGAUUUUCCAAGCCGUGGCAUGGUUUGGGGGGAGGAAGGGGCAGGUGCCCAAGGGCUCUAGGCUGAUGCCCAUCUUUACCUGUCGUGCCUCAGUUCCCUCAAUGUCCUGGGUCGCAGUACAGAGCCCAGAUGAGUGGGGAGGGGAGGGUUGGGGAGUGGGGGCACCGGUGUGGCUAACUGUACAUAUGUGUGUGCAUGCGUGUAUGUUGGGGGUGGGUGGGAGUCUGAGCCAGGGUGUGUAUGUAUGGGUAGGUGUGUCAGUUGUCUGACCUCGCUGCCAAAUGAACUCCCCAGCGGAGUCAUCUCUGUGCCCCCUGCUCCCCAUUUUUCCUUGUGCCUGCAACUCCUCUGUCUCCUCCAAGUGCCUUCCAUCCUCAGCCUCUCCCUCCCACCCUCCCCAUCCAGGCAGCUGUGAAUGAAACCUUGGAUGCCCACAGAGGGAUGGAGACAUGCCAUCUGCUCUGAGCUGUUCAGAUCUUCCUCUCUCUCUAAUCCUUUGCCUCUCUAGCACUUGAGAUCCUGGUGGGGGAGGAGUCGUGCUGAAGGAAAUGGAGGCCGUCAUCACAUCCCCUGCUUGUAAGCCCAGCUACGCAAACUGGCUAAGCCACCAACAAAGGCAGUUUGGGAAACAGCCCCAACUAGGAACAUGGUAGUGGUGGAAACAAAUAUCCCUGAGGGAGAACAGCAGGACCAAAUAUUGGGGUGAGGGGUUUUCUGAUGGUGGAUUGGGGGGUGGGGUGAUAGCUUAUAUCACACUUCAUGCACUGGAGGAGAGGAAUAUUUGAGGUGCCUCCUGAACAGUUCCUGGUGUACCCAAGGAGAGCAUUUGUGGAGGCCUUGCAGGCCAGUAGGAAACAUGGAGGCGUUAUUUAGAGAAAGCAAACCACAAGCUUGCCCCAAGCAGAGCCUUUUUCGAACCAAACAAGAUGGGAAUAAGCAGGCGUUAGGGCUGUUGUGGGUUGUUUUGCUUUGUUUUUUUUAACACGGUGAACUUUGGCAAUUAUUUUUUUUCUAGCUUGACUUCACACCACUUGAAGAUAAUAAAUGAUGCUUUCCCGUAGAGAUGAGUUAUGUUGGAAGUUCCAGCUUGCCCUCUCUGCUCCCACCCAUUCAACUUCCUUCCUUUCCGGCAGGCUGUUGGGGGAAGACUUAGUGUUGCUCUUGCCAGAUGUCCAAAUAUGAUCACUUACAGGGAGGUUCAUCCCGCUCCUCCAGUCACUCUGAAUGUUUUGACUCCUCACUGCUUCCAUUGCUCUGUCCAUUUCUCAAUUUCUCCAUAUUCUCCCUUCCAUCCCCCUUGUGGACUCCUCCCUCCUUCGUGAAAUCAAGUUAUGGGUUGCAGGGUAUCUGCUCCUUGUUUAUUUUGGUCGUUGCAGACACCAUUUGUAAACACCUAGGCUUUAGGUGCAUUUGAGAGUGGGAGACGUAUGAUGGUCAUUCUGUGUUUAGAGAGAGGCACUUCACAUAUGCUCAGAAGCACGGUUCUUUUGUCACCUGUUCAGGGCUGAGCCUUAGCAACGAAAACAGGUCCUGGGGCUGAGCCCUAGCUCAAAUGAAGUCCUUCUCCUACCCUAGCCUCAUUUUUCAGUUCGACAGUUGGCCUGCGACAGUUUUUCUUUCCUUUCCAAGGUAAUUUACACUUUUGUCUUCUCCUUCAUGUUCUUUAAUCUUUUAAAGUUUUUUAAAGAUGCUGUCUUUCACAAUCCCCCUUUCCUUGCCAAUCAGCAGCAUUAUGUAUAACUGUGGAACUUCCUGCUAUUUCGUGCGAUUGAUGGCAAGAUCAAGGCUCUCCAGAGAUGGGACUAGCAGCCAUCAAGUAUCACAAGAUGAAUUUUCCUGCAUGGAAGUCUUGUCAAAAACUGCAGAUAUUCUGUGUGUAGUUUGUUUGUAACUUGUGUGUCCCCUUCUCGGCUUGUCCAUGUAACGACUUCCGUGUGGAAACUUUUAUCUUCUAUAAACCAGCUCUGAGCCUUUUCCAUCUACAGGGAGUGACAUGGGAUGACUUGACCAUACUCCAAGGUAGACGACUUCUACAAUCACGCUCAUGUCGUGGCAAUAUCUUGUAGGAGUGAGAGUAUCCCAUUCCUGUGUGUGAACUGUCAGACCAGCAGGAGAAAGCGGCAGUGGUCUUCUACUGGGAUGCAGGACAGUUAAUGCACAAAGAGAGUCCACUGAGCCAUAAUGAAUUUUUCCCACUUUGCAGGGUAUUUUAAAGAGCUUAGUCCAUUAGCCAAGCAAAAAGCUAUUUCACAUUUGCAUCCAUCACUGCAAGCCUAUUGCAUGUUUGAGUGUCAGCUAUCAUAGUUUUGAAGAGGACAAUGGCAUGAUCAUUUCCACGUUAUUGGUCACUGCUGGGCAGAGAUUAGUCUGCAUCCAGGCUAUGAUCUAUCCCAGCAAAUCUACACCCACAGGAAUCUUAUGCUACCGUUGCUAUGAUGUGAGGUAUCUUUUAGAACAAUACACAUCUGUGGGAUAUUGGCUUCAUGCAAAGAUGGUCAAAUGUCUAAUUUUAAGAAAAGGUGGUGGUAAAGUCACCCACCACAAUCAAGAUCCCAAAACAAGAUACCUCUUCUUCCUUUCCCAAUCAGUGCACAGUGCUGUUUUCUACUACUUUUUAUAGCUUAAAAAAAACUUGCACAAAAGGAAGGGGGUAAGUCAAGGUGUUCUCUGACACUGGUGCAUCUUUAAUUGUGUGGAAUGCCUUUUCUUUCUUCAGUGACCUCAAACUUUUUGUCACCUGUUUUGAGUUUUUUAAACAAAUUAUAUAAACAAGGGUUGUGCAAAGUUGGCAAACAUUGGAGACUUGAUGGCUACUGUUGGUGGAACUUCCUACUUGUUCUUUAGAAUGGUAUUAAUAUAUAAACCCACUGAAUUUAUCAAAGUAUCAUUGCCCUGUGAUGGUUUCCUUUUCAGGAUAGCAGUUCGAAAACAUGCAAAUGUGGACAGGUAACGGCGCUCCAUGCAGUCAUGCCGGCCACAUGACUUUGGAGGCAUCUACAGACAAUGCCAGCUCUUCGGCUUAGAAAUGGAAAUGAGCACCAUCUCCCAGAGCUAGGCAUGACUAGACAAUGUCAGGGAAAAGUUUACUUUUUUUACAUAUAUCCCUUCUCAGCUUGGUUUUUUCUGGCAAAAUGGGGGGGGGGGUGUCAUAGGCCCCAAAAGAUCAAACUGGUAUAAGAGAUGAUCACAUAGAUCUGCUUAAAGGGAUUGCAAGUCUGAAGUUUCAUCUUAUUCGUGACAGUUUCACCUCCUUUUUUGGCAUGAAGAUAAUAUGUGAGGGCAUGGCACUGGAUGCAAAUGACCCACCAAGGAAAAAUUAAGUGGUUCAUUUGCCCCAGCUGCACAACAUAUGCUAUGAAAUCAUUGGUACUGAAAAUGUGGACUUUGAAAUGAUAGUUUGUUGAACUACCCAGUUACAACAGAAUGGAGAGAUGGGGAGAAGAAAUAAGGCAUCUCAUAACACUAUAUAACACAAUUUUUGUUCCUGUUAUAAAUGUCAUUGCCUAAUUGGUUCUAUCAUUAAAACAGCACAUUUUGCUAUA
Anolis carolinensis (green anole) is the source of this 6867-nucleotide messenger RNA. RefSeq names its product family with sequence similarity 171 member A2 (gene fam171a2). The record is from RefSeq and is a predicted model, not a curated record. NCBI's taxonomy places the organism in Eukaryota, Metazoa, Chordata, Lepidosauria, Squamata, Anolidae. The coding region runs from base 138 to 2702 and encodes 854 amino acids. The transcript is spliced from 8 exons.